AUAACACAGAUGCAAAUGACAAUUUGAAUGAAAAUUUAUUCAAAAAAAAUAUUUUUGAAUCAAAUAAUAAUAAUAACACGCAAAACAAAAAUGAUAAUAAUAAUGAUAAUGGCAUUUGAAACAAUAACUAUCAAUAAUUAUAGCCAAUCCACAUUGAUAUCGCCACCAUCGAUAUCACCACCAAUACUACCAAUACCGCCAUCAAUUAGUCAAUCAUCAAUACAUGUAUCGGAUUUAAUUAUAUCAUCCAUCGAUAUUAUGCAACAACAACAACAACAAUCGUCAUCAUCAACCAUACUGCCAACAGAGAAUUUCAAUCAAUCAACAAUCAAUAUAAUUAAUAUUAAUGAUAAUGAUCAACAACAACAACUGCAACUAGAACAACAAAACGAAGAAGAACAACAACAAGAGGAACAACGAAAUUAUUCAACAUAUAAGGAAUUAGAAUUAUUAGAUAAACAAUGGCAAAUUAUAAUCAUAUUUUUAUAUACAUUAACAGCAGCAUUAGCAUUAUUCGGCAAUAUUCUAGCCAUUUGUGCAUUAUUAUUCGGCAGACGUGCUUCGAAAGAAUUACGAAUAUUUUUAGUCAAUCUAUCAAUGUCAGAUAUUAUGAUGGCAUUGUUUAGUAUACCAUUUACAUAUACCGAUUUCAUGUUAGGUCGCUGGAUAUUUGCCCCGGCAUUCUGUCCAAUUGUACAACAAAUGCAAAUGACUUGUGUCUUUGUCUCGGUUUAUACAUUAACGGCCAUCGGUAUUGAUCGCUAUAUGGCAAUAAUUUAUCCAUUAUAUUCUCAGCGUUAUAAUCAUUCAUUCGGUCCAAUAACCAUAUCGAUUAUAUGGUUGUUUGGUUUUCUAUUGGGUCUGUUUCAAUGGACGAAUACGAAAGCAACACCAUUUUUAAUAGCAAAUGAAACAAAUUAUGAUUGCAAAGAAAUAUCCAGUGAUCAUUCACAAUUUUUCACAAUCAUCAUAUUCAUCAUAACAUUUGCCUUACCAAUGACAAUAUUAUCAUUUACUUAUGCAUCGAUAGGUGUCAAAAUUUUCCGUCAUUCAGCUCCAGGUAAUGUUGAUGUUGUACGUGAUCGUAAUCAACAUGCAUCCAAAGUCAAGAUUAUGAAAAUGUUGGUUACAAUCGUAAUACUGUUUGUUGUUUGUUGGCUUCCAUUGCAUAUUCUAAAUUUGUUCAUCUAUUUUGCUCGUGAUUUAAUGGUCAAUGUUUAUAAUUCCCAACUUGGUUUUACAAUUUAUGUUUCGAUUGCAUUCACUGCACAUUGGUUUUCGAUGGCCAAUUCCUUUGUCAAUCCAAUUAUUUAUUGUUUUAUGAGUGAAAACUUUCGGGCUGAUCUUCGUGAUUUAUUUGCUGAAUGCUUGCAUCGUAUGACAAUCAUUUGCAAUCCAAUCGAUAGCCAAACUGAUCGUGAUCAACACAACCACCAUCACCAUCGUCAUCGUCGUCGUCAUGGCGGUGGUGGGGUUGUUAGUCAUUUUGUUAGUGUUAAUAAUGAAAGUAGAAUAAAUCACAAUAAUCAUAAUGAUAAUAAUCAUUGUAAUGCCAAUAUUCUACCUCCUCCAAAUAAUGAUCGUGAACAAUCCGAAUUAAAAAAUGAGCAUUUUAUUCUUGAAUCAAACACAACAAAUGUUUCUAAUGAUUGUCAUUUACAAUUAAUCGAGCUUAUUCAACAACCAAACACAUUUGAAACUUUUAAUGAUAAUGACAAUAACGGAGGUGAUGAUGGCAAUCACUGUAAUACUGUUGUUGGUAAAUAUAAAACAAGAUUAUUAUUGCAUAAUGAUCCUGUUGAUUCGACCAUAACUUGUAAUAAAUAUUUGACAAAAAAAUCAACAACAACAAUCGUUAUUGAUAAUGAUCAAGAUAAUCCAGUAACAACCACUCAAAUAAUCAAUAAAACUAUCAUUUCGAAUGCUGCUACUCUUCAUUCUACAUUCAUACCUGAAAAUGAAAAGUUUGAAAAACAGCAUCAACAACAACAACAAAAACAACGUCGAUUUCUAUCAUGGUGGUUAAUGAUGAUGAUGAUAGUAAAUCGUCGUCACCAUCAACGGAAUCACCAUCGAAUUCUUCAGCCCACAAUCCCACCAUCAUCAUCGUCGCUUAAAAAUGGAAUCAAACAUUCGAUGAAAAUGGAUCAAGCAACCACAAAAAAUUCAAUUCGAUUUUCCCAUCACCAACGACAACAACAAGAUCAUCCACUCAUUCAUCAUCAUCAUUGCAAUGAUCAAUGCCAAAAUGAAAAUGAAACAACAACCAAAACGAUAAAGGCGGAAAAGACGGACAAAAUUUGCUGAAAAAUGAUGUGAAUUCCACAAACGGCGACGACUCCGGUCCGAGAAUUUUGUUUAAAGCCCACCGAGAAAAAUGAUCAUCAUCAUCAUUAGCCGGAGCAGCACAAUGGAGAGAAUGUGGAAUAGAAUCUCCUGAUGCUUAUUACGACAAUCGUAACAAAAAUUUUUUACAAACACAAACAAACAGACCAAAAUCCUCCAUUCAACAAAUUCAUUCAUUCAUUCAUGGUGUAAUG
This is a messenger RNA of Dermatophagoides pteronyssinus (European house dust mite), 2540 nucleotides long. RefSeq lists its product as uncharacterized. The record is from RefSeq and is a predicted model, not a curated record. Lineage: Eukaryota; Metazoa; Arthropoda; Arachnida; Sarcoptiformes; Pyroglyphidae. Gene Ontology annotation, biological process: G protein-coupled receptor signaling pathway. Gene Ontology annotation, cellular component: plasma membrane. Gene Ontology annotation, molecular function: G protein-coupled receptor activity.